AGCUCUGGAGAGAAAAAAAAAGAGAGUCCCAGAGGGCGUGGUAGCAGCUCAAUGGGAAGGACUUUGUGUUUGACUGCAAUGCCAGUAUUUGCCUUUGCUACCUCAGAGGUCAACUUUCACAUUCAGGAAAACGGUCAUGGCCUCUCCCAGCCUCCUUCUGUCCGAGGUGCAGUUUCAGUGUUACAUCUGUCAGGAUAUUUUCUCAGAGCCCGUCUCCAUCCCCUGCGGUCACAGCUUCUGCUUCACCUGCAUCACGUCACGCUGGGAUGACAGCCACGCCGUCAGCUGUCCCAAAUGCCAGACGGUGUUUGAGGGCCGUCCGGAGCUGUGUGAAAACUCCUUCGCCAAGGAAAUGUCGGAACAGAUCCGAGCGAGACGGUGGAACGGUGUGACGUCAGUGGCGGGGAAACCCAUAUGUUGUGAUGUGUGCGUGGGAAAGCAAACCAAGGCUCUGAAGUCCUGCCUGGUGUGUCUAACGUCGUACUGUGAGAGUCACCUGGAGCCCCACCUGAGAGUCGCCACCCUGAAGAUGCACAAGCUGAUCGAACCGGUGGCAAUGCUGCAGAACAGGAUGUGUAAAAGCCACCAGAGGCUCCUGGAGCUGUUCUGCAGGAGCGAUCAGAGGUGCGUUUGUGUGCUGUGCACCGAGAAUGACCACCGCUGUCAUGACACCGUCCCAGUGGAACGAGAAAGCCAGGAGAGGAAGGCUCAGAUGAAAAGGAUCGAGGCUGAUGUUCAGCAGAUGAUCAAGGACAGACUACAGAAAGUGGAGGAGAUCAAACUGUCUGUGGAGCUCAGCAAAGAAAACUCAAAGAGGGACAUAGAGGAAAGCGUGGAGGUUUUCUCUGUUCUGUUUAGAAUGAUGGAGAGGAGUCAAGCUGAGCUGGUGGAGACGAUCCGGAGGAAGCAGGCAGCAGCGGAGCAGAGGGCGGAGAGGCUCAUCGGAGAGCUGGAGCUGGAAAUAAGUGCGCUGCAGAGGAGAAGAAAUGAAAUGGAGCAGCUUCUUCACACUGAAGACCACCUCCAUGUUGUACAGAGGUUUCCAGCUCUCAGCUCUCCUCCAUCUGUCAAACCCUGCUCUGAAAUCAUUGUUCAUUCACACACAUGUCUGGGGGCGAUAAGGAGAGCAGUGGCUGACAUUGAACAGCAACUGCAAUCACUAACCACAAAGCUUUCUAUUAGAGAACAUGAGAAGAUGCAGCAGUAUGCAGAUGAUCUUCAUCUGGACCCCAGGACAGCCAACCCUUGGCUGGUUCUGUCGGAGGAUGGGAAACAGGUUCAGGAUGGAGACGUUGAACAAAACCUGACUGACCUACCAGAGCGUUUUGACACGGCUCCGUGUGUCCUCGCCCUCAGGGGUUUCACCACAGGCAGGCACUACUGGGAGGUGGACGUGGGAGACAAAACGGCGUGGGAUUUGGGCGUAGCUCGAGAGUCGGUCAACAGGAAGGGUUUAGUCACUCUGAGCCCGGAGGACGGUUACUGGACAGUUUGUCUGAGGAAGGGCAGUGAGUACCGGGCGUGUGCAGGACAGGCCGAGCUGCUGUGUGUUUCUCAGAGGCCACAGCUUGUUGGCGUGUUUUUGGACUACGAGGACGGGAUGGUGUCGUUCUAUGACGCAGAGGCCAAGUCACACAUCUAUUCUUUCACUCAGUUCCGGUUCACUGAGGCCAUGUUUCCCUUUUUUAACCCGGAUAUGAGCGACAGCAACAGCAACAAAUCAGCACUAAUCAUCCGGUCUGUCAGUGAAAUCUAUGGAGGCAGGGAUUUAGAAGACAUUACGAUAUGAUGGAAAAUCUAGUGUCAUAAAACUGUUUCUUUUGUAAACCACACAGCAGUAUAACAUUUCAAGCUUAUCAGUCGCAAAGUACAAAUUUGUUUGUUAUUAAAUUAAAUUAAACUUAAGUAGCCAUCAAUAGUAUGAUUAUUUUGGCAACAUUUCAUCCAGAGGUAAAAUAAAAUCUUUAUUUAAAAUCACAAAUGGCUGAUUAAGGAGUGAAAAUGUACAUAAAGUGCAAUAAAUACUUAUUCUUCUUCAAUAAAUUCUGACUUACCUCAAACACUGAUGGUUUCACUAAACAACUUUCAAACACUCCUUACUGGAAUCAUUUGUACAGAGGUUCAAUUAGUGUUUUUCACUGUUAUAUGCUGUUGUCAGUUAUGCUUUACAUCACUAUCUGAGUCAAUAUAUAAUUGCGGGACUUUUUGUAUCAUAGUUGACAUUUUUGCUGUUUUCAAGCCUAAAAUCAACAUGGCCGCCUACAACCAAACAUCACAUGGCAUUUUACAGAAAGAUUCUUCUAAAUAUUAUAAACACAAUUGAGUAAAUUUGAAAUUGAAAGUUAUUUAUGAAGAUAUAUUAGUAAACCUGUUGACAUGUGAUAAAUCCACUACUUUAUAUUAAAUAAGUCAGAAAGCCUUGGAGUCUUGCCAGUCUUUUCUUCAAGAGGAAAUGACAUCACGUGGAGCAGGUCAUGUGAUCUGGAAUUAACACACUUCCUGGAGAGGUGUUUUUGUAAUGGGGAACUUAGUGGAAAGUGAUUUCUCAGACACAAUACAAUUUGUUAUUUUCCAUAUAAAAUUUGAUAUAUUGCCAAAAAAGAAAUAUCUGUCAUGAUUAUCUCAACUUAAUAAAAAGACGGUUAUUUAAUU
This is a messenger RNA of Amphiprion ocellaris (clown anemonefish), 2652 nucleotides long. It is a transcript of the gene btr33, whose product is annotated as bloodthirsty-related gene family, member 33. The transcript has 8 exons. The record is from RefSeq and is a predicted model, not a curated record. Gene Ontology annotation, molecular function: zinc ion binding; protein binding. Lineage: Eukaryota; Metazoa; Chordata; Actinopteri; Pomacentridae. The coding region runs from base 137 to 1789 and encodes 550 amino acids.